Molecule: messenger RNA, 660 nt
Organism: Penicillium longicatenatum
Lineage: Eukaryota; Fungi; Ascomycota; Eurotiomycetes; Eurotiales; Aspergillaceae
Exons: 2
Coding region: 1-660 (219 amino acids)
Biological process (GO): biosynthetic process
Molecular function (GO): acid-amino acid ligase activity; ATP binding
Source: RefSeq, a predicted model, not a curated record
AUGAGGAUUUACAAGCUGUUGAUUACCUCGGAGCGUCGAUGCUCCCUUGAUGGAGAAGUUGCGGGCGGGUCCCAGAGGUUCCGUGACCAAUAUAUAAGUGCAGGAGUCACAGUCUUUAUCGGUCAUGACAAGGCGUACGUGGACAAUGCAAAACUUGUCGUGGCCUCGGCCGCAGCUCUGACAAUAAAAUUUCGACCAAGAGACAAUAUCGAAGUUGAGGCAGCUAGAGACAAAGGGAUCCCAGUGAUACACAGAGCUGAGAUGCUAGCAGAGUUAAUGCGACACAAGAAGGCUAUUGCCGUUGGCGGCAGCCAUGGCAAAAGUACAACGACUAGCAUGAUAGCUGGGGUACUAGAGUCUGGAGGGCUCAUGCCGAGUGUUGUGACGGGGGCUGUGAUGAAUCUAUAUAGGAGCAACUCGCAUCUGGGUGCAGGGGACUGGGUAGUGGCCGAAGCGGACGAGAGUGACGGUUCCUUCCUAAUGUUGCCUCAUCUCGUGACUGUUGUCACGAACAUCGACAGCGAUCAUAUCAUUCACUGGAAAGACGAAACCAAGACCCGUGAAGCCUUCGUUCAAUUUGUUCGAAACGGACCGUUCCAUGGAUUGGGAAUUCUCUGCAUUGAUGAUCCUGGAGUCCGCCAAAUCAUGCUUCUCCUUUGA